Messenger RNA from Notechis scutatus (mainland tiger snake), 1342 nucleotides. The record is from RefSeq and is a predicted model, not a curated record. NCBI's taxonomy places the organism in Eukaryota, Metazoa, Chordata, Lepidosauria, Squamata, Elapidae.
GGCAAAACCUCUGAGCAUGUGGCUCAGGCAGGCGGGGCCAAGAUAAGUUGGGGAUUUAUCAGGGAUGCAACAGGUUCCAGCAGGUACCCAGUCCAGGUGGAAGCUUGCAAGAGCCAGGCCAACAGGACGUGGCAUGGCGCUCUUCUCCCAGUGCCUGGAGCCGCUGGGCUUCCUGCAGUCUCUGCGCUCGCUGGCUCUGGGGGUCGUGUCCCACCUGCAGGGCUCGGCCACCGCCGAGGAGCUGGCUUUUGUGCGCAAGGAAGUGGAGCUGCUGGAGCGUGAGCUGGCAGCGGGCCCGGGGCUGCUGGAGGACGGCGGGCUGGAUGCCUGCGAGGACUGCGUGGCCGCUGCCUUCGGACAACUGUGCAUGGCGGUGCGGGCGGCUCCCCCUGCCGCACCGCUGGAGACCGAGCUUUUCGCGCAGGGCUGCGUGCGGGACAAGCUGGAGCGCCGCCUGCUGGUCCUGUGGCGUCGCCUGCAGGGCAACGCAGUGCUUAGCCUGCAGCGCCCCCUGCUGGAGCAGGCCGUGCAGCGCCACCGCCCACGCCGCCCGCAGAUGGCGCUCUUCUGCCAGAAGCUGAAUGCCGUGCUGGGUGCUGGGCUGUUGUGCCUGCUCUGCCAGGCGGGGCUGGCCAAGCGCGACUCGGCGCUGCUGAUGGGCGUGUGGGACCCACGCGUGGCUGCGCUGCACAAGCGCAUGAAGGAGGCGCUGGGCCAGUGCAAGGGCUACUUCCACCAGCAAGCCCAGGAGGAUGUGGAGCGCGCCCUGGAGCAGGCGGUGCCCCCCGACCCGGCCGAGCUAGCCACCUCGCUCCUGCGCCAGCUGGAGCAGAACUACGACUGGCUCUGCUGGGCCGUCAUGGCCUGGUGGGAAGAGGGCGAGGUGGAGGGUGAGGCGGGCAGCGGGGAGGUGCUGGCCCAGGGCAGUUUCGUGUCGGCUCGCACUGCCGCGGGGCUCCACCUGGUGGCCUGCUACCAGGAGAGCCCUUUGGCCCUGGACAGGGCUCGCACCAACCAGCUGAUCGGCGAGCUGGAGUGGAAGCUGCCCAACCCGCCGCCCGAGGUCUACGCCAGCCUGGAGGCCGAGCCGGCCCGCGCCCGCGGCUACCUGGCCCGCCGCAUGCUGCAGAAGCUGGCUGAAGGACUGGGGCCCGGAGUCACCCUGCUGGUGGUGCCGGGGAAGCUGGAAAUGAAGAGCAGCUUCCCGCUGGCCACCAGCCUCCUGCACGAAUACCACCACCGUCUGGCCUCGGGCACUGUCUGCAUUUUCGGCUAAGUCCACGAAGCCAACAGGCUCCUGCUGGCUAUGGCCAAGUUAAGCGGCCCGCAAUAAACGCCUCUU